CUACUGGUAAGACACAGUGAGCUGUCUGCGCUGGCUCAUAAUUAAGCGGGUGAAACGACUUGCACACAGAACCCUUCACAACGAUCAUAUGAACCGACUGGGUCUCACCUAUAAAAAAGCUGACAGCACGAACUAGACAGAAAAUCUGUCAAGAUGCUACUUUACCUCCUUGUUGUUAGUGUCAUCAGCGUCACACUUACACGUUCCCAGAACACAUCGACGACAUCUACGCCUCCGGUUGUCCAGACUCAGCUGGGAGCAAUCAGCGGAAGGAUGCUGACCGCCAAGAACGGGAGACAAUACGAAGCUUUCCGAGGCAUUCCGUACGCCAGGCCACCUGUAGGAGACCUGCGCUUCUCUAAGCCCCAGCCUCAUCCUGCUUUUGAUCAGGGACGAUUUGAUGCUGGACAAUUUGGAAACAUUUGCUGGCAGAGUGCUUCAAUAUUGUUACAGUUUACUGAGUCGACGAUGAGCGAGGACUGUCUCUUUCUCAAUGUCUUUAGGUCGUCUGGUACUUCACAACGGAAUCUGCUUCCAGUAUUUGUUUUCAUUCAUGGAGGAGCCUUCGUAUGGGGCAGUUCUGACAUAUACAGUAUGGGAGGGCUUGUAACUAAGGGCAACAUCAUCGUCGUGACUUUGAACUACCGCCUUGGUGCCCUCGGCUUCCUCAGCACGGGCGACCCGACACUACCUGGUAACUACGGCCUGUGGGACCAGCAUCUGGCCAUCCAGUGGGUCAAGAACAACAUCCAAGCUUUUAACGGUGACCCUGACAAGAUCACCAUCGGAGGCGAGUCUGCGGGGUCAGCCUGCGUUGCGUACCAGACCUUAACGCCUUUGUCACGAGGGCUGUUCGCCAGAGCCAUCCUGCAGAGCGGCGCCGCCACGUCAUCAUGGGCGCUCCAGAGAAAGCCGCUGGACCAGGCACAGAAGCUGGCACUCAACCUCACCUGUCCGUCUCCACGCUCCACCACGAGCACCGGGGAUGCAGCAAUCAUCGCAGAUUUUCUGUCCUGUGUGAGGAGGGCGUCCCCUCAACAAAUUCUUUUAGCCUCAUCGCAGCAGACAACCUUAGCCAGGGCACUUAUAGACUAUGGGUUUAUACCAACAGUAGAUGGUGAAUUUGUGAGGAAAAACCCUGCAGACAUGUUGAACGACAAUGAAUAUCUACAACAGAUCGGGUUCUACGACAGAGACUACCUCAGUGGUGUCGUCAACAACGAAGGAGGUACCCUCUCUACUCUGGUGCUGCAGUUAACGUCCAACGACUCAGUGAUCCUGAAACCAGAAUUCUAUGACCUUGACCUCGUGCCCCUUGUGAUAGAACAGAAGUUUGGAAAUACCUCAGCAGUUGUGGAAGAAGUGGUCAGGUUUUUCUAUACUUACCCGAGAUAUUCAGACAUUGCGCUGCUGGACAAGAAACAAGUGCUGGACACUGCAGGAGAUGCUGGUUUCUACGUGCCACUCAUAGAAUUCGCACGCGCUGUUGCCAGGGGUCGAAGUUCAUCACGAAGAAACCUGGUGUACCUUUUUGAGCACUACCCCACAUAUUUCUCAGAUGGAUACCUGGGUACACCACACAGCUAUGAGAUGAUGUAUGAGUUUGACAUUGAUUGGUUUUUAGUCAACGCCAGUCUGUGGACUGUUGAUGAUGAACGCCUUCGUGAAGUCUUCAUGUCGGUGAUCGUGGAUUUUGUGAAAUCAGGAAAUCCCCAGAUCGUACCUCGAUCAUCUUCACAAGAUUGCUGGACAGAUUUCAACCUCAUCGACGAGAGUUAUCUGUCCAUCAAAGCCAACUCCUCAUCAAUACAGCAUCAUAUCCGUCCACGCGAGACCUCGCUCUGGCUCGACCUACUUCCAACUCUCCUGGACCCAGCGUUUAACCAGACAAACCACUCGACAUCCCACGUGCCGACUUUGUCCGAGUUGAUAGGAUGACCAUAUCACCAGAAAAAGCUCUAACCAUCGUGUACUCACCGUUUUUGGGUCAUGAUGACUGUCAAAUUGUGUUUGUUAGGGUAUCAGUAAAAAAGUAAUAAAAGCUAUUUAUGAGUUAGGAUGGACUGAUGAACUCGCAAUCUUUUGCAUCCCAAUAUUACAUUCUGUGAGUCUCUGCAUUACCCAGUUAGCAAUUUUCAUAAAUAUUUUAUUACCAUAUCUUUCAGAGAUGUAGUAUUGUCUUAUAUAUUCCGAAAAUUUUUGUUAAAUACCAGAAUAAAUAUCUGUAUAAUCAACGUGAAGGGAAAAUAAUCUCGUCUUUUCCAUGAUUUAUAACGACCUGUUCAUCCAAAUUCCAACACUGAUAAUAGUAGUCAUUAUCAUAAAUCGUCCUUUCCUUACAACAGCGAAGAAUAAAGCAUUGUACGUAUAAUUAUAUACAAAGUCCCACGCAAUAUUAGAAAUACAGAGUGACAAUAUAAUAAAGCAUGUUAGCACGAUCACAAUGUUCAUGAACACACACACACACACUGUCGCCACGUAGCCACAGCUGUCUGAGGUUCAAAACUGUGAAAUAGAGGAGCAUUUCUUGAAUAAAAACUGUUACCAGAAGCACAGCAACAGCCAUGGCACGCACAUAAUAUACAAUAAAGACAACACUAAUCCAAAGGGAGAUACUCCAUGAUGCAAAAAUGUAGAAUGGAGAAGAAGAAACUACAAAAAUGCAAUGCAAAAUAAGAAAGAACAUCCAUAAGCAGAUUGGUAGCAACAUUUAGAACUCUUUUAAGACAUCUUGCUCUCAGAAAUAAAGGGCCAACACAGACAGCCGGACUGUUGGACCCUCAAGCAGACUCACCAAAUCAAAUUAUCAAAUGUAACGGUGAAACUAUGUGGUGAUAUAUUCUCAAGACGAUCACUCAAGGUAUGAUUAUUUAUAGCCUUUUCACUCGUCACUACAUGUCUACAAAGCCUCUCGUUCUUUCCCAACUGAUAUUUGAAGCUGAUAUGGUAAAGUAGAGUGAUGUCGCAUUACACUAGAGUUAUCUUGCCAUCGAUGUGCAGAAAACGAAGUAGUUGAGGUAAAACACGUGCAGGAUAGUGAUGAAGAUCAGAAGAAAUGGCUGAUGGACUCUACAAGAACCUACAAAAAGCAGAGAACUAACCCUUCAAACCAUAAGUCAAAAGGACAUCACUCUCAUUCUUUUGACGAGUCGAAAUAGUUGAAAACCUUUUGAAAAAAACGAGUUAAAUACAACAUAUCUCUUUAAAAACAAACAGGAAAUAAUUAAAAUGCACGUGCAUAAAAGAAAAGUUGAAACAUUGUGAGCACGCUAAACUGUAUUCCUUUUAUGGCACUUCACAAGAACAGGUCCACUAGUAGUCAUAAUUAAUCUACAGUUUAGAUUAUCGGGACGGGAAAAAUGUUUUGAUUGCCAAAGGUUUUCUAUUUUCUCAUCAUUCAGACAAAAAACGGAACAUCCCAUCCGAGUAAAAACUAAUAAACAACAAAUUGCAGUACCAACUGCCUUUAGAAUCAAGAUGACGGCUCACUGCUCUUCCUGCUGCUGGACAAGAAUAAUGGCACACGUGGCUGACAGGGUCCGGACUUUGGACUAAUACCUGGAAUUUAAAAUCCGAGAUUAAAGAAAACAGAGGACGGUGUUGUAAGGUUGAAGGAAUUAGACAGUCAUAUGUUGAACCAUGCUACAAACCGAGCCAGGUUUAAAACUUCAUAGAGCUCUGGGGUACACAGAAUAUCACAAACCCAUUGAAAAGUGAAGAUCACCAAACAGUGACUAAGACAAAAUUCAAAAAGCAGUAGGACGACUAAAAUAU
Pomacea canaliculata is the source of this 3774-nucleotide messenger RNA. RefSeq names its product bile salt-activated lipase-like. The transcript has 6 exons. The record is from RefSeq and is a predicted model, not a curated record. Bases 154 to 1938 code for a protein of 594 amino acids. Lineage: Eukaryota; Metazoa; Mollusca; Gastropoda; Architaenioglossa; Ampullariidae. Gene Ontology annotation, molecular function: signaling receptor activity; neurexin family protein binding. Gene Ontology annotation, biological process: presynaptic membrane assembly; neuron cell-cell adhesion; chemical synaptic transmission. Gene Ontology annotation, cellular component: septate junction; cell surface; tricellular tight junction.